AUGGGCACUGUCAUUCUGUUUAAAAAGGUGUGCCCGGAUUGUGAGAAACAAUUCAACAGGUUUCAAAAUAUGAAACGGCACAUAUUCAGUAAGCAUGGCAAGGACCUCACACCACGCACGAACAAAGACCAUGGCAAGUCGGUAGACGGAUUUCCAGUGCAUGUCUACAACGAAAGCAAUGUGAAGAAAUACACGAAACAAAGGACGACAGUCAUCAUCAAGUUCGCCUGUCCAAGCUGUAAUGGUCUGUUUAACGAGGCUUCAGAACUCUCGCAUCAUGUCAACAACAAUCAUAUAAAGAUACCACCAUCGCUUGAGGACGUUCCCCCUGCCGAAAACCGGUGGCUCGUACAGGGUCACGAUGUGUCAACAAAAUUUCACGACUAUCGCCAAACGUGUAUCCUUGCAUCGCGUACGACAGAUUUUGCCAUCGAAACCCACUUCAACGAACUUUUGGCCAUGUCUGGUAUCCUGGUCUUGCAGCGACGGGACGGCUAUAAGGAUUUGCCGGUCGAUGUUUUUCCUCCCUCCUUGCUGACAGCUGCGCGCAACGAAAUACUCGCAAGCUAUAGGCGCGACACAUACACAUUCCAGCCACAUGUUAGAUCCGCACUUCAAUCAAUUAUCCAAAAGUUCGUGGAUGAAAAAAUCACGGAAACACGCGCCAGGAUCGAACUGCUAUCACUUUGCGAGCCAGUCGAUUCGCCGGAAGAUCCUGAAACAACAGAAUACGAAUGUGCGGUUAUCAUGGCAGUUGCGUCGUUGCUACCGUACCUAUAUGACUGUGACAUGAAACCACUCUCGGAGGCACAGUUGAUAUCCAGCUAUAUCCACCCAUUCAUGCACGGCCUUUUGUCAGCCAAGAAGCCCGCCAAAGUUGCGCAUUGCUCAAACAUAAUCCCUGAUGAAUUUGACGAAGCUGUCGAUCGACCCGAUUACAAGAUUGACGUUUAUGCCUCAUCUGGAUACCAGUUCUCGUACACCAAUGCAUAUGGCGAGGUCAAAAAGCAUGGCAACGUAUCGCAAACCCUGCUCGUCAAGGAUUUUUAUCGAUUGUGCAUCUUUAGCAAAGAAGCAAUCGAUCGUUACAAUUUGCGCAAUGUCCUUUUCUUUCAAGUCACAGGCAACUCAGUGACGUUCUUUUCGAUGCAUUUGGAAUUUUCAAAUUUGUACACUGUGACAGAAUUGGCUCGGUUGCGCGUCCCAACGAGAAAAUGCGAUCUCCUUGAUUUGAUGGGACAUAUCGACAACCUAAUGUUUGUCGCAUCAUUGUACCGAGACCAUUGCGUGAUAAGCGAUGAUGAUCUGACGUCUCGGCGCUGUGAGACGAUCUCGAGUGCAUAUUUGGACGCGAUCAAGAAGAACCUGGCGCCAAGAAAACGGCCUUGCAAUUUGACUCUGGACUCUUGA
Radiomyces spectabilis is the source of this 1410-nucleotide messenger RNA. RefSeq lists its product as uncharacterized. The record is from RefSeq and is a predicted model, not a curated record. Bases 1 to 1410 code for a protein of 469 amino acids. The transcript has a single exon. NCBI's taxonomy places the organism in Eukaryota, Fungi, Mucoromycota, Mucoromycetes, Mucorales, Radiomycetaceae.